Coccomyxa subellipsoidea C-169 is the source of this 237-nucleotide messenger RNA. RefSeq lists its product as hypothetical. The coding region runs from base 1 to 237 and encodes 78 amino acids. The record is from RefSeq and is a predicted model, not a curated record. Lineage: Eukaryota; Viridiplantae; Chlorophyta; Trebouxiophyceae; Coccomyxaceae. The transcript is spliced from 2 exons.
AUGCAGGCAUACCUCGAGACCGAUCCUGCAACGCGGACAACCAAGGAUGAGUACAUCAUGCGCUACCAGCGAUUUGCCAGGGAUGACUUGGAGCGUGCGCUGCAGAAAUAUGAGGCUCUGCACAGCACCAUUGGUGAGGAUGAGAUGAAGCGGCUGAAGAAGUCCGAAGUGCAAUUUGCGCUGACUGUGGCUGACUCGCUACUAGGGAGAGACAAACUUACCAGAGCGCUCAGGUGA